AUGCGUGUCACCAUCACUGCUGCUACCCUCCUCGCCUGGGUCUCCGCCGCCCUGGCUCAGACUGCUGGCUUCGAUGCCAUCUCUCUGCCCGCCAAGGACGAGUCCGUCUCGGCUGGCUCUACCUACACCGUCAAGUGGGAUUACUCUGCCACCUACGCUGGUACCGUUUCGAUCCAGCUGCUCCAGGGUGCUGAUGCCACCACUCUUCAGCUUGGACCUGUUGUUGCCAGCGGCAUUGACAACAGUGCCGGUUCUUACGCCUGGGCCGUCGACUCCGCCCUCGGUGCUGAUGCCACCUACGGCCUGAAGAUCACCUACGACUCCAACCCCGAGGUCUUCCAGUACUCCUUCCCCUUCCACAUCGCCAAGGGCACGGCGUCCUCCGCUGCGGAGACCACCGCCGCUCCGGCUACCACCGCCGCCGCCGGCGUUCCCGCCAACGUCAACGUCGAGUCGACCGUCUACUCCACCGAGCUGGUCACCAUCACCUCGUGCGCCGCCACCGUGACCGACUGCCCGGCCCGCUCCACCGUCGUGAGCUCCACCCUGAAGCCCGUCACCAGCAGCGUCGCCCCCGUCGCAUCUGCUCCUUCGGCUCCCGCCCCCGUCGCGUCUGCUGGCAGCUCGGUUCCCCCUCCCGCCCAGCCCCAGACCACCCUCACCCCGGUCUACCCCGUUGGUAACUCCACCACCCCCGGCGGUGCUGUCGGAACCGUCACCCUGAAGACCUCCUCCGUCGCUGCCGGCACUGGCUCCCUGCCCUCCGCCACCGCCACUGGCUCCGUCCCCGUCACCGCCAACGGUGCUGGCCGUGUUGCCGCUGGCUCCGUUGGUCUGUUCGCUGGUCUCAUGGCCGCCGUCUUCGCUCUGUAA
Molecule: messenger RNA, 873 nt
Organism: Diaporthe amygdali
Lineage: Eukaryota; Fungi; Ascomycota; Sordariomycetes; Diaporthales; Diaporthaceae
Product: gpi anchored serine-threonine rich protein
Exons: 2
Coding region: 1-873 (290 amino acids)
Source: RefSeq, a predicted model, not a curated record